AUGUCAGAUCACAUCCUUAAUGAUGUGAUUCCGGACAUCCUUAGGAGGCUAUCACUUGAUUCUUUGAUGCGAUUCCGAUUUGUUUCAAAGCCAUGGCGUGAUUUGAUCGACGUUAUGCGCAUAAGCAAAUUCAUCGCCAUAAAGGGAAACACUUUAUAUUCCUUCGAUUGGGUUAAUGAACAUGGUAGUAGCUCCCAGUACAAUGCCACCAACGAGAAAAAAAUCCAAGGCCCCUCAGAUUUUCAGAUCACUAAACAUGGACUUGAAACUCUUGGGUCUCCAAAUGGGAUGGGGAUAUUUAUUUAUAGUCUGAAACUGAAUUCAUGGAGGGAACUCACAAAUGUUGCCAUACCAUUUGAGCUCGGGGAUCGAUAUCUUCCUUCUGACUGUGCUUUUGUUAAUGGUGCAUUCCACUGGUUCGUCGAGAGAAAGACAAACCCGGACGACUUCAUCGUUUCCUUCGUUCUCGCGAGUGAAGAAUUCCGGAAGAUGUCCCACCAAGGUGUUCCUCAAAUGCUACAAGAAGGAUAUUACCAUGCAUAUCGAAAAUCUUUGUGUUCGUUGAAUGGUCGACUUUGCUGUCUCGUUCUAGGAAUGCGUACCAUGAAUUUAUGGGUGAUGAAGAGUUAUGGAGUUGGGAGCUUUUGGACUAUGUUAAUCUCUAUUCCUAUUGCGAGUUUGCCUGCAUCUUACGUUUCACAAUCAUACUUUAGGCUAGUGGCACUACUUUGCAAGGAAAAUGGGAAAAAGCUAAUGCUCUUACGAGUUGGUGAUCAAUGCGGUUGGCAAAAGCUUGGAAUAUAUGAUUUAGACGGCAAGUCAAUGAAAGAUGUAUUCAUAGAUGGGCUUGUUCAACUUCAUGUGUAA
This is a messenger RNA of Oldenlandia corymbosa var. corymbosa, 867 nucleotides long. The record is from the annotation of a GenBank genome assembly. NCBI's taxonomy places the organism in Eukaryota, Viridiplantae, Streptophyta, Magnoliopsida, Gentianales, Rubiaceae.